GUUAAGUUGAUAUGUGUUUUGUAUUGACUGUGUUAUAAGAAUGUAUGAUGUAUGUAGGAGAAGUUGAGAGUUUGCAGCUGCAAGAGCUAACUAACCAUGCGCUCAUUUCUGCAAGUCAUGCUAACCUCAUUCUGCCAAAUGGGCACUAUUUAAAUAUCCCUGAGUUGGAAUUUGACAUGAAGAAUCUUAAUAUUUACCCUGUUGGUUAUGUGUGAUAUUAAGUUAAGAAAUCUAGCUGUAAUAAUGAAUAGUUCCAUGAACAUGUGCCUGCUACAUUUUCUCAUAGAAGCUACUGUGGCUACAGCCAUUGCCUUAUGUUGGAGUGCCAUCUAGUGGCCAAGUUUGUAUUGCAGAAGAUUGCAAGUUGAGUUGAUCUGUUAGCCAUGCAAUGUUAGUAAUACUUAUUAUUGUAUCCUUAUUUCAGAAACCACACACACACACACACACACAAGCAAAUGCAUGUAAAGAAAGUUUAAUAAAGAAAGAAAGAAGAUAACAACGUGAUUUACUGUCACUCAAUGGUGGAUUGGCAUCUGGAACAUUAGUUUAUAAUAGACGACGGACAAAGUCAUCCAGUCUAUUUUUCAAGCCGUUUUAUGAUCCGUCCCUUGCGUUGACAAAGAGCCAAUAGGAUCGGCUGUACUUCUUUUUUGUAAUACCCUCACUACUGUUACCAGGAUGCUAUGCUGUUUUGGCUCCCGCUGUUGAUGAAGAAUUCUAUUCAUGUAGACCAGUGCCGUGCGGUGAGCUCGUAGCUGGCUUUCAGAGUCAGAUAUGUGAAAAAUAUGUGAAGUCAAUAGAGUUUAUUAAAACAUAAUUCAAUUGGCAGCUUGCACAUUGACUACUGGUUGUUUUUCAUAUUUUAUCUCAGCAUUCUUCACACACACCUAUGAUAGGUACAACGAGUUGGCAGUUGGUAGCUAGAGAACUCGUGUUAAUAACUGGUAGGCUAAUAUAUUAUUUCAUGCGAAGAUGCACAGGCACCCUGAGGAUUUUUACCUUUACCCAUUGAAAUACAAUGAGUUAAAUCGGGGAAACUAUAACAUCAGCUCGAUAACUAGCUAUCAUUACAUGCGAAUUGAACGCUUCCAUUUAAAUCGUUUAGGUUAUUUAAGUCUCUUGAGCUAGCUAGCAUAGCAACUAGAUAACUAUAGCAACCAAAAAACACAACUUUAGCUGCACAGUUUAAUUUCUCAAACUCAGCUCACCAAUACAUUAAAAAAAAGAUCGUUGGGUUCAAAGUGAUCACAACGACGUUGUAUGAUGUUAAAUGGAUGACAGACAUUAAACAAUCCCCUCGGAAACACUCGGAUAUCAAUGUAAUCUUGGCUAAUAAUUAAACGUACUGGUGGCUUUCCAUUCGUCUGCAUUUGCAUUGUUGUAUUUUGUGGCAGAUUCAUCGGGGUAAAUCAUUAUGGUUACAUACUGUUACAUAUAUAUAUCGGGGUAAAAUCCAUCAAGCAUCUUUGUAACACAGCAGGGAGGCAUUAUACAGGAGGGAAUAUUUCCUCACUUGCAUCUUUGUUACAGAGCAGGGAGGCAUUAUACAGGAGGUGCUAAUUUCUCACUAGCUCCGCUUUGUGAGGGAUUGCUCAAUCUGACGUGAGGCGCCGCUCUUUGCCUUACCCCGCUUGUCUCCUCUGCUCAGGUCACGAGCAAAUUCAGCUAUUUUGGUUAUAAAAUUAUUUAAGAUCAUUGGAAUCAUACAAAAAUUACAUUUAUAGCACAGAUAAGUAGAACAUAUUAAUAUCUGGGUUUUUUUCAUUAUAUAAUUUAACAUAUGUGUUGUGUUUUUAUUAUCUUAAUUUCUAAUGGACCAAUGAUAAUUCGUGAAUACACUAUGCCCGCGAAAUCGCGGAGCGAGCUGUCAGUUGAAGUCUAUCAAAAAUGGAUGGUGAACGUACUUGUCCUCCGCUGAAAAAGCGGCGAAUUUCUGAACAGCGCUUCAAGCUAGAAUAUAACGCAGAAUGGCCGACCAUCACCCGGUCGAGGCUGGACGACUUCCACGCUUACUGUAUGUUGUGUAAGACAGAUUUUAGCGUGAGGCAUGGGGGCCGACACGACGUUGAAAAGCACAUCAGGACUGCUAAACACACGUCAUACAAGGCGGCAGUGGAAGCUACAAGGCCCAUCGCGGGCUUCUUUACGGUUGACAGUGACACCAGUGUCAUAAAUGCCGAAGUGCUCGCUGUGGACUUUCUGGUGGAACACAACAUCCCGAUCGCGGUGGCCGACCACAUCGGGCCACUGGUGAAAAAGAUGUUUCCGGACUCGAAAAUCGCUGGAAAGUAUGGGUCUGGUCGCACAAAGAGCAGCGCCAUUGUUGGAGCUCUUGCCAAGGAGGAUGCGUCUGUGAUCACGGAGGCAAUGAGGACAGCUCCAUACUCCCUAGCCACGGAUGGGAGCACUGACUAUGGAGACUGUAAGCUGUAUCCUCUUGUUGUGAAGUACUUUGAUCGAGGACUUGGGCGUGUUCUGACAGUACUCCUAUCUUUGCCAGAGUGUCAUGAGGCAUCUACUGGGCAGAACAUAUUCAAACUCAUUGACAAUGAACUUGAGAAACGUAGCAUAUCCUGGGACAACUGCAUGAGUUUUGGGGCAGAUAAUGCCAUGGUGAUGCAGGGACUCAAAGCUGGCACGGCAGGCUACAUCAACAAAAAAAACAGUGCAGUAUAUGUGCUGGGAUGCCCGUGCCAUCUAAUUCAUCUAGCUGCAGAAAAAGCUGCUGCUCAGCUUCCAGUGUCCAUUGAAGAGCUGCUGGUGGACAUAUACUUCUACCUAGACAAAUCCAGCAAGAGGAAACAGGGACUGAAGAAAUUUCAGGAUCUGUGUGGAGUGGAAAUGAGAAAGAUUGUUAAACAUGUAAGUACGAGGUGGCUCUCUUUAGAUAAAUGCAUCGCCAGGAGUCAGAACAGUCUGGGCACAGCAGCAAGGACAAGACCACGCAGAGCAGCAGCAAGGACAAGACCACGCAGAGCAGCAGCAAGGACAAGACCACGCAGAGCAGCAGCAAGGACAAGUCCACCCACAGUGUUAGCAAGGACACAUCAACCCACAGUAGCGGCAGCAAGGACAAUUCUCAGUUUGAUUUGGCAGGCUAUCUCUUUCGCCAACAAAACCUAGCCAAAUUCUGUCAGGGAAAGAAAACACCAGCAGCUGCAACCACACAGCCCAAGACUGCAACGGCAAAGCCCAACACAUCUAGCGCUGCACCCACUCGGCCCAAGACAUCUAGCACUGCACCCACUCAGCCCAAGACAUCUAGCACUGCACCCACUCAGCCCAAGACAUCUAGCGCUGCACACACUCAGCCCAAGACAUCUACCACUACACCCACUCAGCCCAAAACAUCUAGCACUGCACCCACUCAGCCCAAGACAUCUAGCACUGCACCCACUCAGCCCAAUACAUCUAGCACUGGAGCCACUCAGCCCAAGACAGGGGCACAACAGAGAGUGCAGAGGGCAUGUCAACAUCUGCAGGACCCAACAUUCCAUCUUUACUGCUACUUUCUAAGUGCGGUCCUGCCGAUAUUUGAUGAGGCCAACACUCUGCUGCAGCUAGACAAACCCUGCAUACAAAUACUACACAGGACUUUGACCACACAGCUGAAGAAUCUCUUGAACCGAUUUGUGAAGCCUCAGGUGAUCAAUGCAGCUGCUAAGGUUCACCAGGUACCAUUCAGGGAACCAAGCAACCAGAAGAGCAAUGAGACCUUGUUCAUUGGGCAAAACACCAGAGACUUCAUAAGAGAUCACCCUGAGCUUGAGGAGCUGCAGCUUGCCCAGGUCUUCAGCGCUGUGCGGGCAUUCUACAUGAAGGCUGUUGAGUACAUGGUGAAGAAGUUUCCCUAUGAUGACCCAGUGAUAAGGAAUGCUUCUGUGGCUGACAUGUCUGCACGGGACAGCGCAGACUUCAAUUCUGUGAGGUACUUCACAGGCAGAUUCCCCUGCUUGAAGAUGAGUGCUGAGGAGAUGGACAAGCUUGAGGGUCAAUUCAUGACCUACCAAACCGAUGCUCUGCCAGAAAGCAUCACCAGCUGUGACAGACCAGACACACAGUGGCACCUGAUGAGUCAGCUGAAGGAUGGAAAUGGCCAUCUCAAGUACCCUUUACUCUGCAAGGUAAUGCUGGCUAUCCUCUGCAUCUUCCAUUCCAAUGCAGACUGCGAACGCAUCUUCAGUCUUGUCACAAAAAACAGAACGGAGUUCAGACCUAGUAUGGGAAUGGAGACCCUGAGUAACCUCAUUACCCACAAACAAUUCAUGGUGGCAAAGGGGUCUGUCUGCUACAAGCAGGCGUACUCCAAGACAACUCUUGCCAAGGCCAAGUCAGCAACCUAUGACCAUCUAAAGUGAGAGGUUGAUGAGAUGGUCAUGUCACAGCCAAAGGUUCCCUUGAGUUGAACUCUGUUCUAAAAAAAGGCUGUGUAAAGGUUUUUCAUGUGUUAUUGUUCAGUAUUGUUUCAUGAUGAAUUCUGUUCGGUUGAUAAAAAUAUUUUUUUGGGUAUGUUGGUGUUUAAUUCUGUGCAACAGUACAGGGAAAAGGAGAAAUUAUACACGAAAAACAUGUCCUAAUAUGACCUAGAUUGCAUCUCAGAGCAUGUAAAGUCUCUGGCUUCUGAUAAGAUAAGAUAACUUUUAUUAAUCCUGUAAGGGAAUUGCACAUGUUAUAGCAGCAGGGUGAUAGGAAAAGGAAUAGGGAACUAUAUAUACAUACAAUUUACAAUAAAAUAAUAACAGUUGAAUACAAAAGAUAAAUAGAAAUAAGUAAAGUAAAAAUGAAAUAAGGGGGCAUUCAGGGGGCUUCGGCGGACCUCGGACCCCCGGCUUUGAAAAAAAAUUUGCCUCGCUCCGCUCGGCUUGCUACUAUUUUCGAAAACACAAUGUUGGCAGCUCUGAUAAUGAGAAAGAAAAGCAAGAUAACGUCUCAUUUUAGAGGCUGUAACUAUUAUUGGAAUUCAUUUGUUAAUAAAAAAUGACUGAAAUUAUUAAUCAGUUAUCGAAAUAAUUGCUUCUCAUCUUGAUAUUCAAAUGGUAGUUGCAGGUUGAGAAUUUAGAGGGUAAAAAACCCCCAGAUAUUUAUCUCAGGAGACUGAAAGAGAAUUCAUAUUAGACUUUCAUUAAUCAGGUGGAUGCUGGAUGUGUAAAUAAUCAAAUGUUUCCUUACGUAAGUUCACCAUACUACAUUUAAGUUUGUUCAAACACGUGUGAGUCAGACACUAAACGUAUUUGAUCCAGUGUAUGUAUAACAAUGUUGAUUAUACAAUGUUUGAGCCUGUUUCAGCUGCAGACAUCUGAUUGAUUUUAAAGCCAAUCCUACUUAGCUUGUAUCUCUGUGAAUAUACAGAAAAACAGUCUGCACAAGAUAUAUAACACAUUUUUUAUUGUCUUCUCCUCUGUUCUUUA
Messenger RNA from Eleginops maclovinus (Patagonian blennie), 5408 nucleotides. RefSeq lists its product as uncharacterized. Lineage: Eukaryota; Metazoa; Chordata; Actinopteri; Perciformes; Eleginopidae. Bases 2892 to 4358 code for a protein of 488 amino acids. The transcript has 2 exons. The record is from RefSeq and is a predicted model, not a curated record. Gene Ontology annotation, molecular function: protein dimerization activity.